Messenger RNA from Penicillium antarcticum, 444 nucleotides. RefSeq lists its product as uncharacterized. The transcript has a single exon. NCBI's taxonomy places the organism in Eukaryota, Fungi, Ascomycota, Eurotiomycetes, Eurotiales, Aspergillaceae. The record is from RefSeq and is a predicted model, not a curated record. Bases 1 to 444 code for a protein of 147 amino acids.
AUGAAGGGACUCCUGGCGUUAUUGGGACUUCUGGCUGCAACAACCUCGCCCGCUACUGCGGCAGCUAUAUCAUUCCACAACGCAGCUCUUACGCAGACAAACCGCAAUUGUGACGGUUCUGUCAUCGAUCCUCAACUGACAAAGACCUUCGGCACCGUCGAACUUACUCGAGCUGGAAAUCAGCUUGUCGCGGUUGCUGUUCUUUUAGGGGGAACCCCUAACAAAGCUUACAAUGUUCGCUUGAUUCAGAUCAAGAACGGAGCAGACGUGGACUGUGGGAAGUGCGACUCUGGGGGUGGAACAUUGACGACGAACAACCGAGGCAUUGGAAGCACUUAUGUUCGACAGGCGGUGGCCCCGGGUGUGACAGCGGCGUGGGUGGACCUGAACCAAAAGGACAACUGUGACAAUUUCUAUACCAUUGCGCCGCUGUCAAUUGCUUAA